Messenger RNA from Parastagonospora nodorum SN15, 1038 nucleotides. RefSeq lists its product as hypothetical. The record is from RefSeq and is a predicted model, not a curated record. Lineage: Eukaryota; Fungi; Ascomycota; Dothideomycetes; Pleosporales; Phaeosphaeriaceae. Bases 1 to 1038 code for a protein of 345 amino acids. The transcript is spliced from 5 exons.
AUGUCGCCCAUCUUGGACCUUAGUGACGUCUUGUUCAAUCCCGAUGCAGGAACAGUAACUGUAGAUAUCGUCUUUGUCCAUGGUCUGAACGGCGAUCGCAUCGAGACAUGGACUUCUGCGGCUACUGACGAGGAACCUGAGAAAACCACUUGGCCAAAGGAUCUACUUCCCAAAGCAUGCCCAACCGCUCGAAUCCUCCAACUUGCGCCUCAAGACCGAGACGCUGAUGAUAGACCAAUUAUCUAUGUCGCCCAUAGUCUAGGAGGUCUCGUCGUUGCCAACGCGCUCUCAAAACCGCAUGGCAUCGACGAAGCAGCAGGGAAAUUGAACGCCAACACCGUCGGCGUGAUAUUCAUGGGCACUCCCUUCGAAGGCUCAUCGAUUGCCAAGUGGGGCUCUCUGGGCCUGAGGCUCUGGUCGCUCGUCAGCAAAACGGAGAAAGCGACCGUCAAAGAUCUGGAGAAGCGUAGCUCGCGGCUGGCGACGAUCAACGAAAACAUGGCCAAGUACAUCCAGACGCGAGACAGGGACCAUUCACGGCGCCCGCUUGAUGUAGUGUGCUGUUUCGAGGAGCGACCGACGCACAUGGGCCCGAAGAAAGAAAAGGUUGUGGACAAGGAAUCUGCUACAUUGUGGUUGGGAGCCAAGGUUCUUUCCGUCCGUGCAACCCAUUCCGCCAUGGUCAAAUAUACCGACGAAUCAGAUAGCACAUACAUAACGAUAUCGGGCAUCUUGUCUCAGUGGAUCAAGAAUCUCGUGGAGAAGGGUGACACGGUCAAGGAAGAAGAUCCUCCUCAUAUCAGCUUGGGGGACGUCCAUUUCGACCGUAUUGAUCAAAACUUCGGUGCGAUUGCGGGCAAUGUGAUGGCUACCAAAGAGCACGGCAUCGUAAUGAAUGGCGCGAUGGACUGCUUUAAAGCUUACUAUCGGGAUUGGUUGGGCUGGAUGUACUCCCAGCACGAAGGCAAUCGAAUAUUCCUGAACCAAACAUCCUCUUCGGACUACAUUCCAUACUCAUCUAAUCUUAUCGCGGCGUAA